GCGGUGAUGGCACCGGGGCUUUGUGAUCUAUGAUCGCCGUUUGCAACGUCUCACGGGGUGUCAGUGGGUACAAAAGACGCUCUCUUAGCCUCCCCAUGCUCUCUCCUUCCCUACAUCUGAACUAUGGCCGAUGGCGGCGGUGACAUCUGCGCUUCAAUAUGUUGUGGUCUUUGCUGCAUGGCUGGAAGCUCGGCUCUCAGCAACUGGUGUAUGCUCAAAAGCUAUGGCAGUGGUUCAGGCACCUCCACUGGAUGUUGCGGGUCGUGCUGCGACAAGUCUUUCAACGAUGAUUCGUUCGAUGAGCAAGUGAGGAAGGAUAUGGAGGCAACGCGCGAUCCUAAUGCACCCUCCCUGACUGAGCAAAUGCAGCCUGUGCAGAAAAUGACGGCUGCGAAUCCGGAAGAGGCUAUGUUGAAAGACUCAUAGUACUUCCUGUCGUGUAGUUUCGAAUGUCGUCAUUCCUGCAUUCACUUCUCUGUCCUCAAGGAUCUGAUAUUCUGACCGGGAACCUGAGUCACAACGUUUUGUUCUUGAGCUCUGCGGCAACGUCGCACAGAGGUUGUGGAAAAGAGCCUGUCGCA
Messenger RNA from Guyanagaster necrorhizus, 581 nucleotides. RefSeq lists its product as uncharacterized. The coding region runs from base 124 to 426 and encodes 100 amino acids. The record is from RefSeq and is a predicted model, not a curated record. The transcript is spliced from 4 exons. Lineage: Eukaryota; Fungi; Basidiomycota; Agaricomycetes; Agaricales; Physalacriaceae.